This is a messenger RNA of Sceloporus undulatus (fence lizard), 3217 nucleotides long. RefSeq names its product RNA binding motif protein 10 (gene RBM10). Gene Ontology annotation, molecular function: RNA binding. Gene Ontology annotation, cellular component: nucleus. Gene Ontology annotation, biological process: mRNA splicing, via spliceosome. The record is from RefSeq and is a predicted model, not a curated record. The transcript has 24 exons. NCBI's taxonomy places the organism in Eukaryota, Metazoa, Chordata, Lepidosauria, Squamata, Phrynosomatidae. The coding region runs from base 252 to 3089 and encodes 945 amino acids.
GGGGGCGGGGCCAGUGAGCUACAGAGGCGCCGCCAUUUUGUGAGGCGGGCUGCUGCUGCUGCUGCUGCUGCGUCGGGCCGAGGCAGCCGCAUUCGGGGCGAAUCCCCUCCUCAUCCGCUUCUGGCGCCAGCAGGGCAGCUUUGGGCAGAGAUUGCUUAGAUCCACUUCUCGCAAUCUACUGGAAUGGCAGCCACCCAUUGAAGAGCCUGUGUUGGAAGAUUUUCUGAAGCAUUUGCAGUUCAGGGGUAGAAAUGGAAUAUGAAAAAAGAGGUGGUCGUGGUGAUCGGACAGGUCGCUAUGGUGCUGUAGACCAAACCCAGGAUGAGGGUUCAGAAGGCCGGAACCAGAGGGACCACGACUAUAGAGAUAUGGAUUAUCGAGCCUACAUGCGAGAUUUCAGCAACCAGGAAUCUGCCAAUGACUAUGAUGAUUCCUCUGAGGAACACAGUGUGGAGGAUUCCUAUGAGGCCUCCUCUGGAUCUGAGACGCAGCGUAGAAAACGGGACAGCCCCAGUGAUCACCUAGGAUUUCCUGGUGAUGGCGACUAUCGGGACCAGGACUACAGAACUGAGCAAGAUGAGGAAGAACAGAAGGCUAGCAGUAUCAUCAUGCUGAGAAUGCUGCCUCAAUCUGCUACUGAGAAUGAUAUCCGGGCUCAGCUGCAGGCACAUGGAUUCCAGCCUCGGGAGGUGCGACUGAUGCGGAAUAAAGCUUCAGGUCAGAGCCGGGGCUUCGCCUUCGUCGAGUUUAAUCACUUGCAGGACGCUACACGAUGGAUGGAAGCCAAUCAGCAUUCUCUCACCAUCCUUGGCCAGAAAGUUUCCAUGCACUACAGUGAUCCUAAACCCAAGAUCAAUGAGGACUGGCUCUGCAGCAAGUGUGGAGUACAGAACUUCAAACGCAGAGAGAAGUGCUUCAAAUGUGGCAUUCCCAGAUCUGAAGCUGAGCAGAAGCUUCCUCCUGGUAGUCGCUUGGACCAGCUGGUGGCUCUGUCAGGGCGUGAACUCAGUCAAGGCCUUCUGCCCCUCCCACAGCCAUACCAGGUGUCAGCAGCCCUCUCUACUCAGCCUAUGGCCCAGAUGUCUGAACCCUGUGCAGAGAAUGCUAAUGACACCAUCAUCUUACGAAACCUGAAUCCACAUAGUACGAUGGACUCCAUUUUAAGUGCCUUGGCGCCAUAUGCCGUUCUCUCCUCCUCAAAUGUCCGUGUAAUCAAAGACAAACAGACACAGCUUAACCGUGGUUUUGCUUUCAUUCAGCUCUCCACCAUUGUGGAGGCAGCUCAGUUGCUGCAGAUCCUUCAGGCCCUGCAUCCCCCUCUGAACAUUGACGGCAAGACAAUUAAUGUGGAGUUUGCCAAAGGUUCCAAACGGGACAUGAGUUCAUCAGAUGGAAACCGCAUCAGUGCAGCUUCUGUUGCCAGCACUGCCAUUGCAGCUGCACAGUGGGCUAUCUCACAGGCAUCGCAGGGUGGUGAGGCAGCCUGGGCUGCUCAGGAUGAGCAUUCAUUGGAUUAUAGUUACUACCAGCAGGAUGAGGCCUACGGUGCUCAAGGUUUGGAGGCUGCAAUGUACUCGCAAGCAUAUUUGAAAGGCUCACAAUCACAGACUGGCACGACAGGGGGAGCAGCUGUUGGGAAGUCUGACAAGAUUCACAGUGAGGGUUCAGUGGCAGUAGCUGAGGCAUCACUGGAGCCUGGUGUACCAGGUAUAGACCCUGUGCCUGUCCUACCAACUUUCCCACGAAGCACCCAGGCCACCGCUGUACCAGUCACAUAUCAGCCAGCUGGCAGCACUGAAGGGGCAAGUUCUGUCCAGGGAAAUACUACCGCUCAGUCAUAUACCAUAGUUUCACCAGCUGUGCUGAAGCCUGAUGUGCCUAAUGCUGCUCAGACCACCAGUGCAACUGCGGGUGUAUCCAUAAGCACUUCCAAUUUGCCAGUUACCAGCACUGUAGGGCAAGAACCUUAUACACAAUACCCUGUCCCAGAUGUCUCUACCUAUCAGUAUGAUGAAAGUUCUGGCUACUACUAUGAUCCUCUGACUGGCCUCUACUAUGACCCUAAUUCCCAGUAUUACUACAAUGCCCAGACUCAGCAGUACUUAUAUUGGGAAGGUGAGAGACGAACCUAUGUCCCAGCAUCAGACCAGGCAUCAGAUAGCCACAAAGAUGGCAGCAUUUCAGGGAGUGGCAGCGGCAAAGAGGGGAAAGAAAAGAAGGAGAAACAUAAAACAAAAACAGCCCAACAGAUUGCAAAGGAUAUGGAGCGCUGGGCCCGGAGUCUUAAUAAGCAGAAGGAGAACUUCAAGAACAGCUUCCAGCCAGUCUCCUCCAUACGAGAGGAUGAAAGGCGGGAAUCAGCCACAGCUGAUGCUGGUUAUGCCAUCCUUGAGAAAAAGGGGGCCUUGGCUGAAAGGCAGCAUGGUGGCAUGGAUCUCUCCAAGCUCACUGGUGAUGACAGACUGAGUCCACCAAGAGGAUUAGUGGCUGCUUACAGUGGAGAGAGUGACAGUGAGGAGGAGCAGGAGAAGACUGCUGAUAGGGAGGAGAAGUUGACUGAUUGGCACAAACUGGCCUGUUUACUUUGUCGUAGACAGUUCCCCAGCAAGGAAGCACUUAUUCGUCACCAGCAGCUCUCAGGAUUACACAAGCAAAAUUUGGAAAUCCAUCGGCGAGCACACUUGUCAGAGCAAGAGCUUGAGGCACUUGAGAAAAAUGACAUAGAGCAGAUGAAAUACCGAGAUCGUGCAGCUGAGCGCAGGGAGAAGUAUGGUGUCCCUGAGCCACCUGAGCCCAAGAAAAGGAAGUAUUCAGCUGUCAUGCCAGCUACUGUGGAUUUUGAACAACCAACACAGGAUGGACUUGGCAGUGACAAUAUUGGCAGCCGCAUGCUACAGGCCAUGGGCUGGAAAGAAGGCAGUGGGCUGGGUCGCAAGAAACAGGGUAUUGUGGCCCCUAUUGAGGCCCCAACACGGGUCCGUGGGUCUGGCCUGGGUGCACGUGGCAGCUCUUAUGGGGCUGUAGCAUCAGAGUCCUACCGUGAGACAUUACACAAAACAAUGGUUACACGUUUCAAUGAGACAGACUGAGUUCUUUGAGGAGCACACACCUGUAUAGUAUUUUGCUGCUGUGUCCUUCUACCCACCCCACUGCCCAACUUUCACACAUUGUUUCUUUGGUUGACUUUUUUUUUUUAAUUAAAUGUUAAAAUGGAAAA